CUUUAUUCAUGUUUUACAGUAUCAUAGAGAGGUAUUUUUGUAUUUUGCACACUGAGAGUUGAUAUAUGUAAAUCAUUUACCAUCUUUACUAAUUGUAUUGUGUUGGCUAGAUUUUACAAAAAAACAAAUAUUUGAUUUGUAUUCGAAACAAGAUGUCUGGAUUUUACAAGCAUUGAAUAAUGACAAACAGGCCAAAAAGGAGUACCGGGCAUUGAGUCAUAGUCACUCAUAGACCGCCGAACCACAAAGGCGCCCGAAGCAGGGAAAUGAAAUCCGAAUCCCAAGUUGAGGCAGCAGAAGCACCGCUGCUUUCAUCGGCGGGCCGACGAACGGAAGGAGGAUCAAUAAGCGGUGCUAUAUUCAAUGUCUCAACCGGCAUGGUGGGUGCUGGAAUCAUGUCAGUUCCUGCAACUUUCAAGGUCUUGGGUGUGAUUCCCAGCUUCUUUGUGAUAUUGGUCGUAGCCUACUUUGUGGAGGUGACCGUUGAUUUUCUCCUGAAAUAUACCAACUCCGGCGAGACGGAUUCUUAUGGUGGAUUGAUGGCCGAGUCUUUUGGGAAAUUUGGGUCCCUUGCUCUUCAGAUAUGUGUCAUGAUUACCAAUCUUGGCGCCCUUAUUAUCUAUUUGAUCAUUAUCGGUGAUGUGCUCUCAGGAAAUGAUUCUGAUGGAACAUUGCACCUUGGUGUCCUACAGCAAUGGUUUGGCAAUCAUUGGUGGACAUCAAGACCAUUUUCUGUCCUGGUCGUGGUGCUUUUUGUUAUGCUUCCCUUGCUGUGUUUAAGGCAUAUAGAUUCACUUAGCCAUGCAUCGGCUAUAUCCAUUCUGCUAGCAGUGCUCUUUGUUGCCAUAUGCUCUGGGAUGGCAUUGUAUUCAUUGUGGAAAGGGGAGACUCAACCUUUAAGGAUGUUUCCCGAUUUUGCAAAUGGAGUCACUGUUUUUGAUCUAUUCACGACCAUCCCAGUGUUUGCCACAGCCUUUGGAUGCCAUGUAAAUGUUCAUCCAAUCAGAGCAGAACUUGGCAGGCCAUCUGAUAUGACCUCGGCAGUCCGGAUAUCCUUAGUGCUAUGUGUUGCCAUUUAUUUUGCUGUUGGCUUUUUUGGGUAUUUGCUAUUCGGGGACACAAUCAUGGCAGACAUGCUUGUUAACUUUGAUCAAAACACUGAUUCCCUUAUUCACACACUGCUUAACACCAUUGUUCGGUUGAGUUAUGCAAUUCAUCUCAUGCUGGUGUUUCCCAUCAUGAAUUACUCUCUCAGAGUUAAUGUAGAUGAACUACUGUUCCCAAAAGGACCUGUAUUGUCUACAGAAACUGCAAGGUUUUUAUCACUCACGGGCGUUCUUCUCGUAUUCAUGUAUGUAGCUGCAAUUUGCAUUCCAAAUAUUUGGUACUUCUUUCAGUUCAUGGGAACAACCACUGUCAUGUGCAUCAUGUUCAUAUUCCCAAGCAUGAUCAUUCUUAGAGAUGUUCAUAAGAUUUGUACCAAGCAGAACAGGAUACUGGCAGUAUUGGUGAUCAUGUUUGCAGUCGGGACUAGUGUAACAGCCAUAUACUCUAAUGUGUAUCAAACCUUUUUAUCAACAAGUAACCCGAUUUCAUGACAAUGCGGUUUAUGCUCAAGGACCAUCAGCAUGAUCCAUUGUGUGUAUAUAUACAUCUAUAAAUAAGAGGUAAAAACAGGUUUGAUCUCUGUCAGAUGAUCAAAGUAAAAAUGCUCGGGUUCAAGGCGAUCCACUGCAGAUGAACAGAAGAGGGAUCACCUUUCACCUGUGGAGUUCAAUUUCCCCUUUGUAAUCUCAUAACGACAGUGAAAAAUAGGAUCCAAUGCCCUUGAAUUUUGGACGUAUCCCCUCACAUUCAUUGCUCGACCAAAAAAUGUCAUUUUUUCGAAGGGAUAUUUCAAAGGUUUGUAAUAAAUCUUGUGAUUAAAUUGUGGUUAAUGAAUUUCAUUGCGGAACUGUUUCGAGACCUGGUUUGUCACAGUAACUUCUUGCUGGCCGCUAGCCCCCGCCGUUGCUCACAAAAGUCAAUGAGUCAAUCACGAGUCAAUGUGUAGUGUAGUUAGGGAGUCAUAUAGGACAUAUGGAGUGUUUUCAACUGAUUCUGCAAAUGCAAUAAAAAUGUGUGUACUUU
This is a messenger RNA of Cuscuta campestris, 2130 nucleotides long. NCBI's taxonomy places the organism in Eukaryota, Viridiplantae, Streptophyta, Magnoliopsida, Solanales, Convolvulaceae. The record is from the annotation of a GenBank genome assembly.